AUUUUUUCGCGUUGGUAACCUUGAGCGAAUUCUUUCUUGAUUUUCAUUUUUCAAUCAUUCAUUCAUCAAGUUAUCAAACUUUUUGACGAAUUUUUGAAGUUUUCGUUGAUUUUUUGAAUAUUAGUGAACAUUUAAUCGAUUCUUAAUGCAAAAUAAACAGCAAGAAUACUUCAAACAACGAGAAAAACUGAAAUUCAUCUCGCCCAACAAUGUUACUAAGAAAGUCUUAGAUCCCGAUAUCAUGAUAAAGCAGUUAAUCUCUGAUAAAGAAACCUUCAAGUUCAACGUUAAAUCGGAGUCCACAUAUGUGCUACCAAAAUGGCUGAAGUUGGAGAAUGGCUUAGUGCCGAAAGUUUACGAACAAGUCUGGCAAGCUGUCAAAUUAGCACCGAUGAAUCAAUUCUGUGAUACCCAAAUUAUUACUCAAUUAUUUACCACUAGUGGAUUACCGUUGGAAAAACUCGGUUAUUUAUGGUCUAUCACCAACGUAGCUACUCCUGGAUUCUUGACUCAACAAGAACUCUACGUUAUGCUCGUUCUAAUAGCUUUGGUUCAGACUGGGUAUCCUGUUAAAGAUAUAUCGAUACUGAAAGGUAUCAACCAUCCAAUACUGCCUCAAUUAGACUACAGUUUCCUCAACAUUACCGUCGCGAACCCAGCUAUCAACAGAAGCGUUAUUAAAAAUUCAACAAACGAUUCCAGAGUACUGAACAACACUCCAGCGACGCAGAGCAUUCCGACCGUACAAUUUUCCGGACCUAUCGCGACGCCAAAACAUUACGAGAAUAUUCCUAGUUUUUCCAAACCACCUAAAGAUUUUUCAAAACCGAUAGAUUUAAUCGCAUCGGAUUUCAAACCAAAGGAAAUGCCAAAAAUUAAUAUUACCUCCGAACUGAAAAACUUAUCAGUGAACGAUACGUUUCCUCAACCUUUAAAAUUUGAUAUCUCCAAUAGUUGUUCGAACAAUAUUCUUAAACCUGCCAAACCGAAUAAUAUUAAAAACUACGAUUAUUUAGGUUUAUCCGAUGUUUCCUCCAAUUUAGAACCAAAGUCGUUAGAUUUACCUAUUUUUGAAACAGCCCAAUCGAAUGGUUUCGAUGAUGAUGAAUUCACCGAGUUUCAAAGCGCAACCGUAGUUACCACUAAUGACGAAUAUGCGGAUUUCCAAUCGGCGUCACCUCUUGUAAAAUACGAACUGAACAAUUUUACCACUGAUACCACCACCGACUUGAUAUGUGAUCAGAGUAUACCGAAUAUUACCCCGGAUCCUGUAUCAUUGAGCAAUGACGAACAAAACGAUGUUAAAACUGGAAUUGACGCUGAUAAAUAUGAUGUAUUCAGAUCAUUAAUGGAACAUCCGAAGAAUAAAGAGGUCCCAAAAAAAGAGGAAGAAGUGGAGGAUUUUGGUGAAGAUGAGGAAGAAGAAGAUGAAGAUAAUUUCGGAGAUUUUUUUGGCGUUAAUGUCGAACCAGCUAAAGAUGCUAAAGAGUUAUCCAUCAGAGAAAAGUGUUUAGAUGCUUGUUUACGUUUACUUCAAGAAGGAUUACGUGUAUUUUCUAGUAUUUCAAAUGAACAAACCUUAUCCGAAGUGCUCUCAGAUGAAAGAGGCUACAGAUACUUCAAUCAACUUAAAAUCGUCUACGAAACUAGUCAGCGAUUUCAACGUCAAUUCAGUAAUCAGCAUGUGAACGAUGCUUUGCAAAUACUUUGGGGUAAACUCACCUCCUACACUAAAUACAUUCCAAGUGAUGAGCUUUUAGACGAAAUUCCCACCGAAGACGAUAUCGACGGAUCGCUUUGUAAACUCUGCGAAACCAAGUGCGAUGUUAAUUGCGUUCGGUACGCGGGAAACAAUUACCAUGUAACGUGUAUAAAUUUAUUUCUACAUUUCGUCGAAGAUUCGAAAAUUUCAGCCAUGUUGAAUAUUUAAUUAGUCAAUUUAUACGCUGAAAAGUCAACAGUUCCUGAGAAAAGUAUCGUUGAACUAUUGUUCCGCGUGUGAUUCUGAUCGCAGUUUCGUUUCCUUAAUUUAUUGAGUACCAUUCUAACGGAUUAUUGUUUGCUGUUGCUUCGAAAAGCCUUUGUAAAAUGAUAAUGCGAGUAUCCAGACUGACUUCAGUGGUUGAAAAAUUGUGUUUGAUUUUCAGAUUCGUGAUCGUCGAAUUUCUUUCUUGGCGUCGAGACGUCGGUGUACAAAUUCGUGGUACUCGAUGGUAUCUUAUAAGUCGAAUCAAAAUCUGCAAAAUUGGUUAGUCGUGUUUGUAUUUAGUAAAUCUAUGUCGAAAAACAGUUGUUGAAGUUUGUAAGGUAUUUUUCUGUAAUCGAAAUAGCCAAUAUUCGAGAACCUGUUUUUUGAUAUUAGUAUUCUAUUUUGUUCUAUGUUUGAUUUACUUCUUUCAUUUCUGGCGUUUUCGCGGAUUUUUGGUUUAUUUUAUGAUACUAAUUUUGCACUUUGAUAUUGUCUCCAGGAAUAAUCGCGAACGGUUGCUAGUCUUCGUUUAAUUGUACUUGUAAAAUAAGAAUCGACGUUUUACGAGGUAGGUUUGUUUGAUUUUUGAUAUUCUAUUUUUGAUGAUGUAUUUUUUUUUUCGAGAAUCGAAAGUUUAUGAAAGGAAACAUUGACGAAUCAUUAAUUGAAAAAAAAAGUACUUAGAUGAAUUAAUUUUUAAAAAAAUGAUAGAGGUAGAAUUUGAAAUCCAUAUUACUGUUUCGAAAUUAUUGUUUCAAAGGUGGUUUCAAAUUGUUUCACACAUACGCUCGAAUUGUAGCAACUUUUGUCGAUUGCGAUAAACAAUAACGUGGUAGUAUUUGAAUUGAAAUAAUAAACCUGUGAGUCAGGUUGAGUAAUUGCGAGUAUUUUGAUAGUGCAAUUUUAAGAUCCUUGAAAAUUCAGAUAGUGAUUUUAUUGCGUUUUUGGACUCUACCUUCCUAAUCUAUUCUGUGACACAAACUUGAGGCCAUUUCUAGCCUUUUUUAGUUCUGUGUAAUUGACUUAAUAUUACAGAAUUGACGGAUACUACUUAAGGAGUCAGGAUACUCGCUUAAUUAUCAUCGCUGUGAUAAAAUUUUUAGUCUAGACUGUUUUGUGAAUUUUUAAAGAUACACAUUCCAUUUUAUUGCGCGUAUUCUUAAAUCAGUAUUAUCUUUUUUCUUCUUCGUUUAGCUUUUUAAUAAAAUUCUUAUAUUUAUUUGGA
Molecule: messenger RNA, 3194 nt
Organism: Planococcus citri (citrus mealybug)
Lineage: Eukaryota; Metazoa; Arthropoda; Insecta; Hemiptera; Pseudococcidae
Product: synergin gamma-like
Exons: 7
Coding region: 146-1930 (594 amino acids)
Cellular component (GO): clathrin coat of trans-Golgi network vesicle
Molecular function (GO): protein binding
Source: RefSeq, a predicted model, not a curated record